UAUGAGGCAACUACAUCUAUGGUGGACCCAAUUGAUUUUAGUCAAGAAGAGAGUCUUAAUUUAUCAAACUUCGUCAUGUGACUCUUUUAAUUUCGUCUUCCAAGUUAAUUGGCAAGGAAAUUGAAGUAGAAGAACAUUAUGUUAAUUUACAAGUAAAGUUGGGUUCUUCCUUUUGUAUAUUUUUGUGUGUCUGCUAGUUAUAGAAAGUAAUGGAGGGAAAAAUUGAAGGAGCAGGGAAGAAGCUACACCAUAAUAAUGGGCUAACCAAAUUGCAGGAAGGAAGAGAAGAGAUCCAAUUAGUACAUUGCGGUGACGCCACAAUCAAUGAACAAGAAAAGGAGAAGAUUUCUCUUGUGAGAGCUCUUGUUGAAAAGCAAGAUCCCUCUUCCAAGGAACUGGAUGAUUUUGCGAUAAGAAGGUUUCUUCGAGCAAGAGAUCUGGACGUGGACAAAGCUUCAACAAUGUUGUUGAAAUACCUAAAAUGGAGGAAAAGCUUCUUACCAAAUGGGUACAUUUCACCUACUGAAAUUCCAAAUGAGAUAGCACACAACAAAAUGUUCUUACAAGGUGAGGACAAAUUAGGACGCCCCAUUGCUGUCGUUUUUGGUGGCAGACAUAUGCCGAACAAACAAGGAGGUCUUGAAGAGUUCAAACGAUUUGUUGUCUUAGCUUUAGAUAAACUCUGUUCAAGGACCUCGCCAGGAAGGGAAAAGUUUGUUGUAAUUGGGGAUCUCCAAGAUUUUGGCUAUUCCAACAGUGAUGUUCGUGCAUAUAUAGGGGCUCUAUCCAUUUUACAGGACUGCUUCCCUGAAAGACUUGGAAAACUGAUUGUGGUUCAUGUUCCUUACCUAUUCUGGACAAUGUGGAAGAUUUUGUAUCCUUUUAUUGAUAACAACACCAAGAAGAAGAUCACAUUUGUGGAAAACAAACGACUCACGGAGACUCUACUUCAAGACAUUGGUGAAAGCCAGCUACCAGAGAUUUAUGGAGGCAAAAUGCCAUUAGUUCCUAUUCAUGAAGCCUAAGCAAUUUGUUACACAUCAUUAUUAUUAUUAUUCAGAGCUCAUUUACAAGGAGUUUCAGGUAAUGCUCUCGAUAACAAGACAAAAUAUGUACUAUGAUUAUACAUUUGUAUACACUAUGUAAACAUCUAGCUUUUACAUAAAUGAGAAUUGAAAUAUUCUCCCCUAAUAA
Molecule: messenger RNA, 1194 nt
Organism: Solanum dulcamara
Lineage: Eukaryota; Viridiplantae; Streptophyta; Magnoliopsida; Solanales; Solanaceae
Exons: 6
Coding region: 210-1025 (271 amino acids)
Source: RefSeq, a predicted model, not a curated record